Molecule: messenger RNA, 3438 nt
Organism: Megachile rotundata (alfalfa leafcutting bee)
Lineage: Eukaryota; Metazoa; Arthropoda; Insecta; Hymenoptera; Megachilidae
Gene: rsh
Product: Rap GTPase activating protein radish
Biological process (GO): regulation of small GTPase mediated signal transduction
Cellular component (GO): cytoplasm
Molecular function (GO): protein binding; GTPase activator activity
Source: RefSeq, a predicted model, not a curated record
GUACACGCGCGCGCAAGCGUUAUCUUCAACAAUUGACGUCAACGUACGUGCUACUAUCGUCUCAUCGUUAAUUGUUCCUGGGUGUAAUUGCAAGGCAAAUAGCCCGUAUGCUACACCACGUGGUCGACUGAUCGACUUCUUCCUCUUUCGUCUUGUCUCCGAUCAUUUUUUAUUUCGAACGUACGUACGUAAAGCACGUUGAUUACAAGAUCGUACGGUAUAUACAGUCGAACUUCGAUAAUUCGAAACUCAACGGAAGAGCCGCGAGUCUUCGAGUUAUACAGAUUUCGAUUUAUCGAAAGUUUUCAGUAACAGAGGAUUACCGAACGAAACUUCGACGUACAGAAGCGUUGUGGUACGAAGGUUAAUAAUUUUUUGUGUGUUACGGAUAAUGGAAAGAAGGAACUUAAAUUUUGAACAUGAAUGAGUAGUUGAAUGGAAAGAGACAUCGUAUGACUGGUUUUUAGCAUCUUCUUGUACAUAACUAUAAACUUCGAGUUGUAAAGGUAGCAGCAAUAAAAGUUUGAUUUACCGACGUGAACUUGGACUUAUAGUCAGGCUAUUUUAAUUUCGAGUUACAGGAGUAAAAUAAUGUAGCUGCGUAUGUGAUAAAUAAUUCGAAAUCAAGUGAAUUUUAUUUCGAGUUAUAGAGGUUCUUGUAGUGGAGCACAAAGAACAUAGUUUUCGAGCUAUCGAGGUGACAAUAAAAUUCGAUCUAUCGUUUUAAUGCGGGUUUCCCUAACUUUAGGUGCAAAGUCGAAAUUAUUAAAUUGGAAAAACAGCAACUAAUAAAGAUUGUAUACAUCUGGUGUUCAAAAACGACGGAAAGAAUAACUGCAAACACGAUUGCCCGCCAAAUGAGUGCAUGAUGCUACAGCCAUUGUGGACCAUGACAGCGAUCUGCUUCGUGUGUAACCUGCCGAUCCUGAGUCAUCAGGUCGGCUUGGAAUGGCAAGGAGGCAAUGGCUGGGACGAUCUUAUGAGGGAACAGGUCGAGGAGUCGACUCUCAGGCAACGUUUGGGAACAGGAAGACGCGACUCGGCAACACAAAUCACACCCACAUCGCCGCCUAACGAGCCCCAGGAAUCGUCGCCGACAAAUCAACGUCGUCGACGGUCCAGUUUAGCUCAGCUGACGGAUAUAUUAAGGGAAUGGGGCGGCGGUGGUACAUCCGGAAAGAGCAGUCGCGGGAACAAAUUAUGUCGUCGGGAAACGUUAGCCGAUAUCGCGAAAUCGUUACCGUGGUCCAGGCAGACCACGACGGACGCCAGCCAUCUUGAAAGGCUGCGGAAAAGACGGGAGAGUUCGGUGGAUAGCGGAAUAAGAAGUCAGGCGUCGACGAAAUCGAGGAGAGACUCCGCCAUUAGCGAUUUUAAGAAUGAUAUCGCUAAAUUGUGGGGAAAGAAAGAUGCGACUCCUCAGGCUCAACCACCUCCUACGGUUAUUUCACCUACCCCUCGUAGAGAAUCGUCUGCUCAAGCCGAGACCAAGCGUUUGGAUUUCAGGACCAUGACAGCGAUCUGCUUCGUGUGUAACCUGCCGAUCCUGAGUCAUCAGGUCGGCUUGGAAUGGCAAGGAGGCAAUGGCUGGGACGAUCUUAUGAGGGAACAGGUCGAGGAGUCGACUCUCAGGCAACGUUUGGGAACAGGAAGACGCGACUCGGCAACACAAAUCACACCCACAUCGCCGCCUAACGAGCCCCAGGAAUCGUCGCCGACAAAUCAACGUCGUCGACGGUCCAGUUUAGCUCAGCUGACGGAUAUAUUAAGGGAAUGGGGCGGCGGUGGUACAUCCGGAAAGAGCAGUCGCGGGAACAAAUUAUGUCGUCGGGAAACGUUAGCCGAUAUCGCGAAAUCGUUACCGUGGUCCAGGCAGACCACGACGGACGCCAGCCAUCUUGAAAGGCUGCGGAAAAGACGGGAGAGUUCGGUGGAUAGCGGAAUAAGAAGUCAGGCGUCGACGAAAUCGAGGAGAGACUCCGCCAUUAGCGAUUUUAAGAAUGAUAUCGCUAAAUUGUGGGGAAAGAAAGAUGCGACUCCUCAGGCUCAACCACCUCCUACGGUUAUUUCACCUACCCCUCGUAGAGAUUCGGGAGAAUCGAGGAACUCUCGCCGAGGUUCCAGCGAGAGCGCCAGAUCUCGGCGGGAUUCCGUGAUCGCUGGACAGACUCCAAGUCCCGGAGAACGGAAACAUAAUUGCCGUCAUCAUAGACGUAGACAAUCGCAACAAUCGGUGGAUAGUGGUAGCGGCGUGACGCCCACAAAAUAUUACAGGAACGAUCAAAGACCGAGCGCCUCCAGCACCGACAGCACAGCCAGCAAUGCUGUUAGAGAUCACCUCGAAACUCGUAACUCGAUGGAUAAGAGUGAUCGAUCGAGCAGCAUCGAAGCAAAAACGGUGGACACGAAGACGGUUACACCAACCACAACAACAACAACAACAACCACACCGCAAAUCGAUGGAAAGAUAAUGAUCACGACUACCACCGAUUCCAAAACGUCUACGAUCACGACAACAACCACGGUCACGACGUCCACCACGUUGACCGUGGACACGAAAACCACUUCCGAAACUAAGAAUCUUACUUUAGAGACAUCUAUCACUCCUCCUACCAUCGUGAUGUCGUCGGUGACACCGCCGUCUGUAUCGCCGACAGCUGCUAGUAACCUUCCUCUUCCUGGAACCUCUACUUCCGGUAGCUCUAGUCCGGUUGGUUCGCCGAAUGUGAACACACCGACUCAUCCGUUGCUUACGACUAGGAGGGACUCUACCACUCAGUGUUACUACAAAGGAAAGGAGGCGUCGCCAAAUAAAUUUUCGAGAUUAACACGACAAGCGGCUGCCAUAGACGAAUCAAUGCCACCCACAGGCCGGCGAGGAAGUCAGCCAACGCUGUCACCAGAUCCUGAUGAAGGAGGACGCAAGGCUCGCAGGGAUUCGUUGAGUCCUGACUCUGCCUCCUAUCCGAAACGACGCGAUUCCAGGAGCCAUCUGAGUCCGGACAGGACGGUCGAUAAGAGGGAUAUUAGUCCUAUCAGGCAACGGAAAUCUCAGCUGAGAAGGCAGUCCACGUCGAUGGCUGGUCGGUCACCUCCCAGGUCACCAGAUAGUUCUUCCUGUUCCUCGAGGGAUCCGAGUCCCUCUCCUUGCGCGCACGCCCCCGCGAUAAGAAGACAGUCGACCACGGAUGAGAUUUUCAUAGCGCGAGGUUUUCGACGGCAGAGCACUGCCGAGGAAAUGAUUAGGUGUCGAAAUUUUCGGAGACAGAGCUCUCAAAGCGACGAAACGGUUCAAAGAUAUAGAGGACGAAGGGAUAGUUCUGCACAAAUUACGGACGGAACAUUUGCAACGAUGACUGUUGAAACAUCAAGUACAUUUUUCGAUAGCAGUACUCAAACUGAAAACAGCUAAAAGGAUUUUAUAAAAAUUAAUUCAAA